Messenger RNA from Sphaeroforma arctica JP610, 596 nucleotides. RefSeq lists its product as hypothetical. The transcript has 4 exons. Lineage: Eukaryota; Ichthyosporea; Ichthyophonida. Gene Ontology annotation, molecular function: DNA binding. Bases 61 to 543 code for a protein of 160 amino acids. The record is from RefSeq and is a predicted model, not a curated record.
CUCAUCACAUCACACACACACACAAGUGACACAUUUGUAUAUAACACCAUUUGAUACAUUAUGUUUGUGAGGGGUGUUCAAUCUUUGAAUCGGGUGGCGCGAUUGUCCACCGCCGGCAGGGGCAGUCAUUUUGCGUUUACGCGCUUUUUCUCAUCGAUGCCCCCAACGAAAGCCGACGGUCCUAAAUUGACAACAAUCGGAGAAGUAUUGACCGAUGGCAAGGAUCUCAGGCCCGGACAUUUCUUCAUUCACAAGGAACACGGCUAUCGCGCCGUAGUGCUGGAGGUGGUGCCCAGGGUGAUAGCGAACGACCAGUUCUGUGAAGACCACGGGAUCCCCGAGGAGCAUCGCAACCACCCAUAUUACAUAUGUUUAGCCGACUCCCGCGAUGUUGUACUGGAGGCGCCUCAUUUUUAUGUGUCAUCGAAGAUGGCGCUGGGGUACAACUCUUUGGAGCCACUGAUGAAUCCGCAGGCGAGUAUCCUGUUGAUGCCUUUGAUGAAUGGUGCCCAUGGUGUUCUGAGUAGGGCGUUUACAAACUGAAUAAAUAUGUUUAUCUUUUUUUCUCAUUCCAAGUGUAUGGGAUUACAACCAAG